Molecule: messenger RNA, 3273 nt
Organism: Symbiodinium sp. CCMP2592
Lineage: Eukaryota; Dinophyceae; Suessiales; Symbiodiniaceae
Source: the annotation of a GenBank genome assembly
AUGGUUGCAGCAGGGAGCGCUGCUGGUAGCUUGCUGCCCAUGCACAGUUGUGACGAGCUUGCGUCGGCCUUUCGAGCGCUGCAGCGGCGAGUCGAGGCCCACGCGCCCAAGGUGGUUUGCAGCUUCUGCAAGCGCAAGUUCAAGAUCUACCAAGACUUGCAGUCCCACAUCACUACGAAGCACGCAGAGGACCCGCAUGCUCUGCAGAGCCUGAGUCAACCAUUCCUGGGCUGGAGGCUCCAGGUGGCCUUUGAAGACGACUGGCUCGCCGUAGUGGUCAAGCCUCAACGGGUGCCUACGUUUGGCAAAGGCAGCUUUGACAAAGCUUCCUGGUUACUGGGACAGCUUUCGCGAAGCCCAGCAUCUGACUCGCUGGGCCAGGCAACGCCAGUCCACCGCCUGGAUGCAGCUACCGGGGGGUUGCUGGUCCUGGCGAAAACCCGCAGUGCUCUCCGGAUCCUCAGUGCGACGUUUGCGGAGGGACUCGUGAAGAAGCGGUACCGCGCGCUGGUCCGGGGAAGCUUUCCACUUGGCUUUGAGGGGUGCAGUGAGGAGCCACUGUACGGAAAGAGGUCCGUCACCCGAUUCACCAGCGUGGCAGCUCCCGUCGACACGCCUCAAGGGCCAGUCAGCACUUUGGAUCUAUGGCCGGAGUCGGGAAGACGACAUCAGCUACGCCGACAUCUGUCAAUGCUUGGCUCUCCGAUACUAGGUGACCGACGCUAUGGCUGGCGCGAGGACCAAGCCGCCAAAGAGGAGGAUCAGUGGUCUGACAACAAAGAGCAUCGCGAUGACGAAGCUGACGAAAUGGCAUCGAAAGAUCGCCCCGCUUCCAGAAGCAGAACACUGACAUAUGCCGAAGGUGCAGCUGCUUCCGGCAUUCUUCCCGCGACCCCGAGAGUGGAGAACCGAUCUCAAGGAUCGACGGCUUCUCGCGCAUUCCGGAGCCUCUUUCCGAGGCUGGGUCCGGGCAAGCCAGCACCAUCGUCGCCAUCGUCGCCAUCACGGACAGCAGCAAGGAAAGCCACAACGCUGCCGGGACCGGAAGCAACUUUGCCUGACCUGAGCUACGGCCAAUCGGAAGGUGACGUUCGGCCGUCGUCUAGCAUGGGCAAUGCAAGAGCGCCCCAGUCCGAGGCAGAGCGAGCAGAGCGAGCCAGCUCAAGGAACACGCCACGCCCAGCCAGCAUGGCAGGUGUCAGGCCAAGGUAUGACGUAGGGUCGCCAAGGGGCAGGUCUAAGCCCAGGACGGCCACCACCUUAAGUGGUCCAGAAGCGUCGUAUGACGUAGGGUCGCCAAGUAGCAGGUCUAAGCCCAGUAAGGCCACCACCUUAAGUGGUCUCGAAGCGUCGCCUGCGCCCCCUCGCCCGUCCACUUCUGGUAGCUUCCGCACACCAUCGCGGAUGAGCUCCAAAAAGGCCCAGACGGUCGACUUGCUGGACACGACGAGCUCUGACCUGCUUGCCAGCACAGCCACGGAGGAGAAAUCGUCACGCCGCUUCUCCUUUGCAGAGGAGUCCUUGCCCGACAUAGCUGUGGCCAUCCGUGAUGAGGUGGCGGAUCUGGACUGGUUGCAGGACACCUGGAAAAAAGUCUUGGUCGGCUCUCCUGCCCCGGAAUGCAAAGCGCUGACGCUGAGAUCCUUGCAUACCUGGGUGGAAGUCUACAAUCGCUGGCAGGCCUUAGGGGGUUGGAUCCCGGGCCAGGCGCCCAUCUUUUUGGACGCAUACCAGUUCCAGGAGACAGUGGCUGUGCCAAUGCUGAAGGCCUUGGACUGGGUGAAGCUCUUCGACCCCGUGGCCCAUGCUAAGCUUCACCAAACUCGCGCCGCCGCAGAUUAUCGGAAGGUUAAGGUAUCCAUGCCUUCCUUCUUCAACGCGGCUGUCUUUCUGUCAAACGCCAUUUCCAAGAGGCAGAAAGUUCGCUUCUUGCUGGGCGUCUUUGACAUAAAUGACAGUCGUACCUUUGAGAUGGCGGAGUUUGUGGACAUGCUGUCUUCCUUUUUCCAGGGCAUAGCGUGUGCAUUCAACUUGCAAGGCAGCAUGCCAACUAGCGCGCGAAGACAGACUCUAGCCAGGCAGCUUUUUUUCAGAAUCCUGGAAUCGGCGAAGAUCCGCCCAGCUACGGAUGAGGUCAAGUACAUGCUGGAAGAGGGCUCCAUAUUGUUCCCGGUUAUUGAGGAUUGGUUUCUGGGACUCACUGGGGAUCCCCUCUCCAUCCCCUUCGCUUUGUUUUUGGAGCGCUUUUCAGUCCGCGGGCUGGAGGAUGAUCCAGAAGUGUUCGAAGAAGAUGAGAGGAAGUUUCGCCUCUCUCACUCUGCCCCUGUGAAUCCACCAAUGGAGACUGCUGCUUCCCUUGACUCGAGCUUUCUACGGCGAUCUCAGAUGAAGGUGGUCCGGGAUCUUUUCAGCCAUUGUGCAUCCUCGAAGCACUUCGCCAUCACCCACGCUGAAGCGGAGACGAUAGCGGGCACGUCCAUUGAGCCAGAGUUUUGGAUCAAGAUGCUGUCGCGGCCACUGGAAGACCUAGAGCAACUGCGACAGGAUGGCGUGAAGUUCAAUAUCGGCCUCUUCUUUAAGAAGUUGUGCCCUCGAGCGACGGCACGACAUCUUCGCAUGUUUCAGACCUGGCUUAAGGAGCUGAGCCAGCUUGAAGAGCUAGAAGCCCUGGUUGAGGAGAAUCGCGGGCUGCUAGAAUCCUUUCAGUACUCGAUCACACGACCCGUCUUGCCUGCAGCCAUUCGCCAAGAGCUCAUGAAUGACUUCAACAGGCCAGAGAUGAGGGAGAUGGCCGCGAGGAACAUGUCGGCGUCUUCAGAGACCGAGGGCGAGGUCGCCAAGAUGAGCAAGGAUGAUUUCAUUUUUGGCAUUUGCCCCAAGGAAUACCGGCCAAAGGAUGGAAAUCCCCUUGUAGAAAGUGUGGUGUGCCACUUCUUGACGAUGCAGCAGGGUAAAACGGAGGAGCUUCUCGCGCAAAAGAAGCUGUUAUUUGCUCCCCAAGGUUGCCAAGUGCCGCUGAGGUCCUUCCUCAAACAGGAGGUUCCGGAGUCUUCUUGGACUCAGUGGAACCAAGUUUUCGAUAUCCUUAGUGGUGGUGAGGACCACGUUACAUUCAAGGUGCUGGCUGACUCCAGGCUGCUCCCUCCGGAGGUUUGCCGCUUCUUGUGCUCUGUGAUGGCCAGCAGCUUCAGUCAAGCAGCAGAUAGCUUCUCAAGAGAAGAGUUUUUGCAGAAGCUGGUUGACAUCUCCGACUUUCGUCGCAGGAAUGCCUAA